Messenger RNA from Ylistrum balloti, 5573 nucleotides. RefSeq names its product phosducin-like protein. NCBI's taxonomy places the organism in Eukaryota, Metazoa, Mollusca, Bivalvia, Pectinida, Pectinidae. Gene Ontology annotation, biological process: regulation of G protein-coupled receptor signaling pathway. The record is from RefSeq and is a predicted model, not a curated record. The transcript is spliced from 7 exons. The coding region runs from base 8 to 913 and encodes 301 amino acids.
GUAGAUCAUGGCUCUCAGCUUAGACGACAAGAUUUUGGGAGAAAAGGUGAACAACUACUGCAGCAGCAGUGAAGAUGAAGCAGAAGAGGAAGAAACGAGAGGUUCAGACCCAGAGGAAGAUAAUCAGAAAGCAAUAAAGGGACCAAAGUUUAUACCAGAACCAGAGAUUCAGGAAUAUCAAGGAUAUUCUACUAAUACGGGUCCCAAAGGUGUCAUCAAUGAUUGGAGAGAGUUUAAGCGAUUAGAAAGUGAAAGGAGGGAAACUCAGGAAAAGGAAAAGUUAGCUCUGAUGAAAAAAUUGUCCAUGACUUGUCGAUCUCAUCUAGAUGAUGAAAAAGAAAAACAGAAAGAUGAAGAACUUUUGCAAGAACUUGAGGAGCUGGAUGAUGAUUUUUUGAAAGAAUAUCGAAUGAAGCGCCUGGAAGAAAUGAGGAAAGCACUUCAGAAUGUACCAAAAUUUGGACAAGUUUUAGCUCUUAACUCUGAUAGUUUUGUGGAAGCUAUUGACAAAGAACUGCCUCAAGUCACUGUCAUUAUUCAUUUGUAUGAAGAGAAGGAGCAAGCUUGUAAGACCAUGAAUGGAUGUUUAGCAUGCCUUGCACAGGAUUACCCAUCUGUGAAGUUCUGUAAGAUAAAAGCAUCAGAGACCAAGCUCAGUAAUAAGUUUGCCAAGAUGGGUGUCCCUGCACUGUUAGCGUAUAAGGCAGGGGAAUUGAUCGGGAACUUUGUUAAAUUGACAGAGGAGCUAGGCAAAGAUUUUAUUUCCUCAGAUGUAGAAAGUUUCUUGUAUGAUUUUGGGCUGCUACCAUCUAAUGAUAUCAUAAACCAGGCUAUCAAAGACACAACAACUGGAGAACUGCGUGGAAGACUCCAGGAGGAUGAAGACAGUGGCAGUGAAUUUGAAUUAGACUAACUGUUUUAGAAGAGAUGUUUUAUUGAUGGUAAAUUUUGUGUGCAAUAGGAAUGGAGAUGUCUCACCAGAGGUUUUGUAUUGAUGACUAGUUUAUCUUAAUUUAUCAUAAACACAAAUUUACAAAAAUGUUCUUUCUUUCCAAAAACAGAUAAAAAUAGCUGUAUGGUAUUGUUUUAUUAAUUAUUUGGCAAUAUAAAAAGUAACUGUUAAAGUUAAAUUUAGUAAAUUUUAUUCAUUUUUUAAAGAUGCGAUAAAAGUAUUUACAGUCUCAUCUGAUGGUAAAUAACUACUUCUCUGGAGGAGUUUUGAUACCAUUCAGCAUCAAAGAUGUGUUCAUGAUUUAAUAACUGUCAUGAACCACUGGGUCUCGAUGAUAUAUGUAUCUACAGUAUUUGUACAGCUGAGUGGCUUAGAAACUAGUACUGAACAAGUGAGCCUAGGUGACUGUAUGGUAUGUGUCUGCAAUAUUAGUACAGCUGAGUGGCUUAGUCACUAGUACUGAACAAGUGAGUCUAGGUGACUGUAUGGUUUGUAUCUGCAGUAGUUGUACAGCUGAGUGACUUAGACACUAGUACUGAACAAGUGAGCCUAGGUGACAGUAUGGUAUGUGUCUGCAAUAUUAGUACAGCUGAGUGACUUAGACACUAGUACUGAACAAGUGAGCCUAGGUGAUUUUAAGGUAUGUAUCUGCAGUAUAAGGUUGUAGGAUGGUGCAGUAGUAUCACUAACCAAUGUGUUUAGGAGUUUUCUUUAUCUGCAGUAAUAGGACAGUUGAGGGGCACAGAAGUUAGCAGUAACCCUUCACCAAGAUAUCUUGGAUUUGAUUCCUUGAUUAAGAAUAAAAGUUGUAUGCUACCCAUUACAUGGGUUUUUCUGGGAUAGUAUAAUUUCCUCCCAAAUUGAAAUCCUAUAUGUGCUAGAAUUCAUGGCAACAAUACUUUGUAAAUUUCAUCAAACUUGUUUUAAGAUGCUUGGCUUCAGAAGUUGCUCCUCUUCUUGUUUAUUUUAUUCAUUAGUAUCAAGAGGGUUCUGUACAUCAUUGGGGACACUCCUCAAAUGUGGCGGAUGACCUUCUCUAUACAUGUGGUUAUUGAAUGUUAGUUUUUCGCGGUUUUUCUCAAUCCGGUUUUGAUAUUUAAUUGUUCUUUAUGUAUGAGUAAGUGAAAUUUUUAUUACAGAGAUGUACCCAUCAGAAAAUAUGUCUAGUAUAGUAUAAAGGUUUAUAUCUGUAAGGAGUGAAUAUUGGUUCUGUGAUGUGUUGUACAGAAACAGAAAAAUAUCAACACAGAUAACUCCCAGACAGGCUUAUGUCUGUAGGGAGUGUAUUGUGGUUCAACAUGAUGUUGUUUGUGCUCAUGGAAUUUAGUUUUUUUAUCAUUUGAUGAAAAUCUGCGUGAAACUUCAGCUGAGAACUUGUAUCAUUAUGCAGACACAGUCAUUGUUAAUGUGGAAUGUUAUGAAAGGAAGAGUUCCUGUUGAGAUUGAAAACCGAAAGAGUGAAGCAGAAGUGACGUUUGCAUGUCAGGAAAUAUCGAAUGGACCACUGUCAUUUUUUUCUGACAUAUCUUUUGUUAUCAUUUUGUUCUUUUCUCAAAAGUGAUGAGAAAUAGAUUGACGGAAACUUAACAGCCAUAUUGGUAUAUGAUACUAUAGUAUAUGUUACCAGUAUUUGGUUUUUAACAUUUUCAAAUCAUGUUACAUAAUAACCAAUUAAAACUGAUUAGCUAGACUGUUCAUAUUGUAUAAUUGUACAAAGGGAAAAUCUUAAAUCAAAGGACAGGGAUGGUGGAUAUACAGAGGUGUGACACAAACAUCAAAUAACAGGAGAGUGUUGGGUACAGUGGUGUGAUGUUCAACAGAAAACAACAGGGGUUUGGGGUAUAAUGAGGUGUGGCCCAUUGUUAACACACCUAGGAGAUGUUGAUUCAACUCUGACCAAUAUAACUUUAUCUCUGAUCAGCUCUGGUUUAAGUCUUUAUGAUAUUUAAAUCCUUUGAGACUGUCGUACCAAUAUGCUCAAAUGAGAACAACAGCAGGUACCAACACACAGCUAGAAAUAUCUGUAAGAUAAGUAGCGUUGUUUGAUGUUUUGUCAGAAGUUUUCAGAUGUGGCCUUUAACAAUAACUGAUAACCACUUGAGUGUGAUGAAGUGUAGACCAUGAGGGUAUGAUAUUAUGGGUAAAUAGAAACUAAAUCUCGUGAGAGGUUCUAAAAACGUUUACGUCAGUACAGUAAUACAUGUAAUGUGUUUCUGAUUACAGUUAGCUUGCUGAACAGAUAUAGAGUAUUAAUAAUUAUAUUGGAGAGAACUCUAGAAAACAGUUGUUUUAGCUAACCUCAUGAAAUAACCACCACCCCCAGUCCCUCUCCCAACUUCUGCUGGUUGUGUUUUUUACUAGUAUAUACAUAUUCAAAGCUGAGGAAAUGCAGGGCAGGUUUCAGUAUAUUAUACAAACUUUAAAAGCUAAAGAACAUUAUCAGUGAGAAGAUUUCACUAACAAGGUGAUCUUCAAAUCUAUUUAAGGUGGCUACAAGAAAGCUUGUAAUGAUAGUCUCACUGUGAGAUAGAGAGUCUGGAGAGAGAUCAAGAUACUUUAGUUUGAGAUAGAUAUGAAAAGUGUAACUGUGCUAUGAUAUGAUUUUGGACUCUAUAAAUUACUUAUUUUUAUUGAUAUUUUAUUACAUUGUAUAUUGAAAACAUGGAUUUGGAUGUUAUUUAUAUGACAUGAUGUAUAAUUACUUUAUAUAUUGUAUGAUCAUUUAGUCUGAAUUAGUGAGGUAUGGUUCUGCUAGUGUGAUGUUUGGACAAUGAUACUAUAAUUUGGGGAGCCUGAAAACUAUAUGUUGAAUGUUGUAUGUAAUGAUAGAUCAGAAAUAUACCAUAUUUAGUUAUCAAAACGUUUUCUGCGAGUGAAUCUGUUGUGUAUUUUUUAAAAUUUCUGUGUUUUAAGUGUUGUAUAAAAAGACUACCAAACAAAAUCUGCAUAAUGAGUUUUCUUAGAAAAUGCUUUUUGAAUCUUUAUAAAGUGUUUAUGUGAUUUGUUAAUGAGGCAAGAAGCUUAAAGGUAUUUUUAUGUUAAACAUGCUACUUAUAAAAAAAACUAGGUCAACCAUAUUAUGAUAAAGGAGUUUACAUAUAUUUAUCUGUAUCUUAGUAUUUAUAAUUGUAAUCUUUUGUUAUGGUUAGAAUUUUCUUUUAACCAAUCAAAGCCAGUUACAAGUCAAGGAAAUUAUAUAUGAUAAUGUUUUUGGAUGUUGUUUGAAAUUCAAAUGAAUUGUUUUGCACUUCUCUUCAAAGAUGAAAAUCUCCGAGCUGUGUAAUCAUUGUUAGAGAUUUACAAUUGUAGAAACAGUAAAGACAGCUUGUGAAAUUAAUAACAAUGGACUCAGUAUCUGGUAAAGAUAAACAGUACACAGGCUAAGUAAAUUAAUUAAUGGUAUAAUGUCUUCUUCAUAUGUUAAACAGGAGUAUUUGUAUGUAAUGCUUUCAAACUACACAGACAGUUUUAAAACUAGAGUUUAAUUUGAUCUCAUGUAUUCUCUUUGUAGAAUCUCAUUCUGUAUGAGAGGAUCUCCAUGGUCAUCUUUGAUAAACUUCUUCAAAUUCUAAGCAUGAUUAAAACAGCUUUGUAUUUAUGAGUAAUAAAAAAUAUAAAAUUGAUUUAGUCUAGUUACAUUAAGAAACUGUGUUGAGGAUACUUUUGUUUACAGUUCAAAUAUUUGCCAAAUAGUGUACAUUGUGAAAAUUUGAUCGCAACUUUUGUGAAGCCUCCAUCCACACUUUGAACUCAGAACAUUAAGUUUGUCACCUGUUUGAAAACUUUGGGUGAAAUGAUUUAAUUAUUAAAACCUAAGGUAUGUUUCUCUACACGAAGGUUGGGAUUUUCAUACAUAUAUAGGCAUUAUCCUCUGAUAUUUUGUUUAAUCCAAUUCUGGAAUCAGGAGACUGUCUUAGAUAUUCAUUGUCAGAAUUUGAUUUUAAUAAUAUAAUAAGAUGAUAACUAAAUAUUUACCGUAACUUGCCUGCCUCGUUUUAAUUCAUUUGAAUAGUUGAACGGCUCUGAACGUACACAUGUACUUUACGUUCAUAUGAAAUGAUCAUAUUUUGAAUAUACUAAAAUACUGCAUUUUGUUGAAAGUGCAAUCCUCAUCUAGAUUUUGACAUUCCUUUCGGUCACACUGGAUUUUUCUCGAUCGUUUCGACCCUAGCCUUCAAAAUUUUGACCAUUUACAGUAGCAUGACUGACAAGUCCUACAAUAACGGAAUGGCGGUAUGCAGUGUGGUUAAUUGUUUGGCUCUACUGAAUCUCACUCUAUCUUUAAAGGUGCUCUUUAUUUGUCUGUCGUUUGUAAAAUCUUCAACGAGAGUUGCCUUUCCAAAAAUUGAUAUAUCAACAAAUUAAGAUCCGACUAAAGCUAACCGUUGAUAAAUGCGGUCUCUCAUUAGGGAGAAUUUAAUAGGUAUCUUCUACACUAUGUAGCAGUAUGGAUUAUUUACACAUUGUUAUCAAGUUACACUUUCUUAGAAUGACGCCAUGUCCCUUAGCCAGUCAAUAUCCAAUCUCGUUUUCGGCAAAAUUGUUAAGUCAGCUUAACAAUGUAUAAUAACAGUACACUCGCGUAUUUCAUGACUUGAUUAAUAAAAAAAGAAAAGAAGAA